ACUUUUUUUCAGUGCCCUCUUCUUGUUUAAAUGAAUAAAAUAAAAAAAUGUUUUCAACACGUCGCGUUACUUUGCGUUAAAUGUCUGCGAAAAUUCUGCUUGCGCAUUUUCACUUCCGAUCAUUUGCAGCGCGAUAAUUCGUUUAAUUGAGAAUCAAACGGUUUUCUCUGUUCGGAAUUAAGUCUCGUCAGUCUCGCGCGCGGCCUGGUUUCGCCGCGUUAAAUUCGAUCGUCCUCGGUCGAAUGAAUCAUCGAGCUUUAAAUCGCGUUUUCCCAUCGUCGACGUUGUCGAUACACAUCCGGCAGCGGACUGCGACAGCGGAAAAGUCGAAUCCGCCCGGGAAGCACACACGCAGGCAAGAUCGCACAAUAGAUAUUCGUUUCCCCCGGCGACGCGUCGUCCCUAUCUUUCCCCGGUCGUAGCAGGAUUCUGUGAUUAAGUCGACGGUAUCGGGUAUCGUUAGAGUCGGGUAUCGUCGCGCAGCUCUUUUAUAUCGCAUUACAAUAUCCGCGCGACGACGGACGGUAUGCAGAGACGGUAUGUCACAGACUCCCGCUGCAUGCAGGGAAGAUCGUCCGCCCGUCGAUGACGCAACUCUUCAGCGGCGCAAAGGUGAAGCGAUAAUAUGUUAUCAAUGCAACAGCGAGUACGACCCCAGAUGUGGCGAUCCAUUCGAUUCAUACAGUUUGGGGACUGUGAAUUGCAGCUUUCAGCCACGUCUGGAGCACCUCAGCCACUUAGAGCCUACACUUUGCCGGAAAAUCACUCAAAAAGUGUACGGCAAGGUGAGGGUCGUUCGCAGCUGCGGCUACAUCACGGACGAGAAGGACAACGGCGAGUGCCUUAUGAGGAGCGGCACCCACGAUGUGCGCGCUUUCUAUUGCUCGUGCACCAGUGAUCUGUGCAACUCCGUCGAGAGUCUCCGCACGCCGUCCCUACUGCCACUGGCGUCCCUCCUGACUGCCGUACUGGCGACACCGAGCCUGCUCCUAUCGUGCCCGACCGCGCCGCCUCGUAUCUCCCUCUCGACAGCCUAAUUCUGCCUAAUCGCACCCUGAGAAUCCGUGAGAAUCCACUUGCCACCCUCGGCCCGUCGUCGCGCCGCACGGACCGUUCGCAUACACCAGGACCCACCCCAUUCCGCUCCGUUACACCGGUCGAUCAGACGUCCUAGUUGAGCGUUAUAGUCAAUUUCUCUAGGCGAACUGCGGUUUGCAAGGAGAUCGCGAGAAGGUCGCGAAAGAAUGGCUGUAUCGUUAGCCGUUCCGAUUUUCAGCCUGUAAUCACUAGUUUUCGGCCUAAUUAAAUCGCGUCAGACAGUGCACUAGGAAAAAUGUUUUUUUUUUGUUGUUGUAACAAUAAAUAAUUUGAUUAAGAUGUACCGAACAAAACGGUUUGGUUUGUACAAGAAAAAAAAGAAAACAGUUUCGCUAAAGUAUUUAAAUCUGUAUUCAGCUUUAGCUGAAUACAGAUCGGAAAAUAAUUUUGUUAAAUUGUAAAAAUUAUUAUGUAGGACGCUCAAGCUGAUU
This is a messenger RNA of Solenopsis invicta (red fire ant), 1529 nucleotides long. RefSeq lists its product as uncharacterized. NCBI's taxonomy places the organism in Eukaryota, Metazoa, Arthropoda, Insecta, Hymenoptera, Formicidae. The coding region runs from base 540 to 1037 and encodes 165 amino acids. Gene Ontology annotation, biological process: sleep; regulation of synaptic transmission, cholinergic; positive regulation of voltage-gated potassium channel activity. The transcript is spliced from 3 exons. The record is from RefSeq and is a predicted model, not a curated record.